Molecule: messenger RNA, 1836 nt
Organism: Cladophialophora psammophila CBS 110553
Lineage: Eukaryota; Fungi; Ascomycota; Eurotiomycetes; Chaetothyriales; Herpotrichiellaceae
Exons: 1
Coding region: 1-1836 (611 amino acids)
Source: RefSeq, a predicted model, not a curated record
AUGCAGUCGAACAAGCCCUCGGUCAUUGUUCCGGACGUUCUUUGGCUCAAUGCUAAAACACCCAGCAACUUCAAAUCGACUUCCGACUACGAGCAGAAGAGUAUCAUUGCUGUCCGAGCUCAACAUUAUUCAGCAAAAAAGCGGGUGGAGCAAGCUUCGUCACUGUUUGAGCUGCAAAAAUAUGGUCCACAGCUUCUGCCUGAACGAUCCUCUGAUGGGCGGGUAAGUGCAAUCCAGCCUUGCAUGUCCACAAAACUUAGAUUGCCGAUGCAGAACCCUUUUGAAUCACAGGGAAAAGUACCGUCAGAAACCAGCCAGAUAGAGGAUACAGACAAGCACCAUGUUCUUGAGGGAAAGAGGCGCAGACUCUUCCAUCGCAAAGCCAUCAAGAGGCCCCUUCAGCCACAACAACGUGCACGCUCGACGAGAGCCAUCGGGGUUUUGUCCGUCGGCAAGGGCAGGUCACUGUCAAUGCUUCUCCAGGGAGGAAGCAGCGACCCAUUUUCUUCGACACCUAUUCCUCUAUCCGCACUGAGGUAUAGUGUAAUAUCAACAAUCCAACCAAUAUCUUUGAGGACAAUUUGGGCAGAUGAAGUUGGGACACCAAAUGCGGUCAGAGUCUUAAUACCUGCACAGAAGAGAGUUUACAAGACGUACUUGAACCACGAAGCCGUGAUGCAUGCUCUUUUUGCGUACUGCUGGUCAGUCAUGGGUCGUCUGCAUCCUCAUAAGAAGGACCUAUAUUACCGCUACGCACUUGACCAUGAAGUCCGGGGCAUCCGUGGAUUGCAGCCACUUGUCGUAUCGGAAUCCAACAAAAGUGAGGAGCUUGAUGUUGCUGUGCGGGUCGUCCUAUUAUUUUGCUGUGCAUCCGUGUUCAGAUCGCGCCUUGAUGCACUCUUUUUGCACCUGCACGGAUUGAAGCAGCUCAUCCAGUCCAUGGGAGGGGUUGACAGGCUUCACUGGAUAAGAAAAGAAAUCAUCAUCUAUCUUGUUGUCAGGGCGGCUGCGACUACACGUACACGUACCGUUCUCGACCCUUCAAGCUGGGAUCCUGGGUGGUGGUGGGAUAGAGAUCAUUGUGACCAGCCGAGAGAUCUAGUGACUAAUCAAGAAGACUCCAGCCACUUGGCCCCUGGUCUUUCAUCGCCAAAACCGGACGACUUCUCCUGUAUCUUCAUGACCUUACGUGAACUGGUGGAGGUGGAGAAUCUCAAGAAGCGGAUGGCUGACGACCGCCUAGCACAAAUCAAUAGGCUAUUCCGCUGGUCCCAGCUUCGGCGACAAGCAGUCAGAGCUCGAAUCUUGAACUAUUGGUGUGAUCUAACAGAACCCACGAAAGCUGUCGAACCUUGCCCGGGCAGUGCGACUCCUACGACGGUUCACCAUGCCUCGAUCAAAAUGUGUCUUUGUCUGGCUCUGCAGCUAUUCAUUGCUUUCGGUCUAGAAGCAUCACUCCUGCGGCAAUCUUGGCUCUCCACGAUACAAGUGUGGCACGUUAUGCUACUGAGAUGCGUGCGCAAGCUUGAAUUUGACCUUGACAAGAUUGAUCAGUCCCAUCCGGGGGCAUUGGACCUCUUGUGGGUCUGCGGCAUAGGAGCUUAUGUGGAGCAGGUGUCCCUGACCCAUGUCCUUCGAAACAAGCCUACAUUUUGGAUGCUGUAUACUGCUGACCAAGUAGACGUUCGAUGGUUUUCCGUUCGAUUCGGAAUUCUGGCCCGGAGCUUUGGCUAUAGACAGUAUCAAGAUGUGGCUCUGCUCUUCGAAAAACGCUACGUCCACAUCUCAUCGCUGCAGGAUCCAGCCCUGAGCAAGAUAUUCGAAUUCGACUGUUGA